UUGCGCAAAUGAGAGCAAUCCCAUGAAAAAGGAGUGCUCUCCAGAUUGUCAAAACCUGUCUGGAUUAUACUACUUCACUUUACACGUAAUUGUUCUACCCUAUCAGAAUGACAACGACGGGUUUUCAACAAAUUUGACCCUUUUUUUAGGAGAAACGUUUAUAAACGUUUGUUGCUUGUCUUAUGUGUUUGUAUUUGUUAUAGUGAAAGUCUUCCUAUGUCGAUUUGGAGCAUCAUUCGCUAAUGUCACUUUCCCCUGAUCACUAUAGCAUUGGUCAGUGACGAGUGUUACCAACCUCAAGACUCCAAAAGACCUGCUGGGACCUGAGGAGAUUUUCUUUUUGAUCUAUUUUCCAAAAUGAACCUUAUUGGGAGCUACCAGCACCAUCAUCUGAUGCAUGAGACCUUUCCAUUCGUCCAGAGGUGUCAUCAAGAUAACCCGUACUUCCAAAGCUGGGUGGUGAACCACGGCGAAGUCCCUCCUGAUUUCCAGAUCCAGUCUCCAUACUCCACGGAGUUUGGGGCUCAGGGUCCGGCUCACGACAGCCAGCUGGACGCUCCCUCAGCGCGCACCGGGAAGAGGAGAGCCUCGGGGCCGAAGAAGGAGCGGAGGAGGACCGAGAGCAUCAACACUGCGUUCGCCGAACUGAGAGAAUGUAUACCAAACGUACCGGCAGACACGAAACUGUCCAAAAUUAAAACAUUACGACUAGCAACAAGUUAUAUUGCCUACCUAAUGGACGUGCUGGCUAAAGACACUGGAGAGACCGAGGGAUUCAAUGCCGAAAUCAAGAAAUAUGAUAACAGAGAUUUGAAAAGGAAACGGGAAACGCACGAGGACCUGCAAGAGUCAUUAGGAAACGAGAAAAAGUUCAAAGGGCGGACAGGUUGGCCUCAGCAAGUCUGGGCUUUGGAAUUGAACCAGUGACUGUUCUGACGUCACUGAGCAGAGCAAGCAGCAGAAACCCACGCAGACUCCGUAUUCAAGCACUUCGCUGCCAGGAAUACAACCACUUAUAUACACAUCUAUAGGCCUUCUACGUGCAAUGUUCAAAUUCAAACACGGUAGACUUGGUGAAAUGCAAUAUUAUGCAAAUGAUUCAAAAAACUGCCUGGACACCUUUUCUUUGUCAUUUGUAUUCUUUGAUAGAAUAUAAAUGAAAGUUAGGCUAUAUAGCUUAGAAUAAAUAUGUUUGGUUGUGGAUAGGCCACAAUACUGAACGGAGAGACUGACACGGUGGUGUAUGUGUGGUGUUUCUUUAUUCUUUAACGCGGCAAUCAAUGUUCAGCACUGUUUUUUUAUGCUAUGCAUUGUCUUGUUAUAAUAGUGUCGACUUGUCGUGUUGUCUUGUUAAUAUUUUUUGGGAAUCUACCUCAAAUUAAUGUAACUGUCCCUUUGAAAUAGAAAACAAUUACAUUUAGAAGUGCAGGACAAAUGUCUGUUAAAAAAAACCGGAACGUAAUUCCAAAGGACACAGGUGGUUAAUUAUUAGACUGUAUAUUUGAAUCUGACGAAAUUGUUGUCUUUGUGUGAAUUGGAUGUAAAAGUAUAUUAAUAGAUGACUUAAUAAAUGAAUUACAUAAUUAUUCACAAAAUCGUUGUAAAACGGCAAUGAAAUCAUUCAGUGCUUCAAAAUAACGAUUAGGUAUAGGUCUUGAUUUGCAUAUCCCUAGGCUACUAUUUAUUAAUUUCCUUUAUUUGAGGAUACGUUUUCUAAGAGUACAUUUUUUUAUGUAUUGAUAUCAAUCACGUGACACAUCCGGGUAACGGUACAGUUUGGUAAAACAUUUUAGGUUACAAAUGGAACAAUUUAAUCAUAGCAAUGUGUGAAAAAUAAAAACAAAUAAAAGGUU
Messenger RNA from Oncorhynchus masou masou (cherry salmon), 1853 nucleotides. Its product is annotated as heart- and neural crest derivatives-expressed protein 1-like. Gene Ontology annotation, molecular function: RNA polymerase II transcription regulatory region sequence-specific DNA binding; protein dimerization activity; DNA-binding transcription factor activity, RNA polymerase II-specific. The transcript is spliced from 2 exons. Bases 358 to 927 code for a protein of 189 amino acids. The record is from RefSeq and is a predicted model, not a curated record. Gene Ontology annotation, biological process: regulation of transcription by RNA polymerase II; heart development. Lineage: Eukaryota; Metazoa; Chordata; Actinopteri; Salmoniformes; Salmonidae.